AUGCCUAAAUCAAAGGAACUUGUUUCUUCAAACUCUUCUGGCAGUUAUUCUGACAGUGAAGUUGACAAGAAGUUAAAGAGGAAAAAGCAAGUUGCUCCAGAAAAACCUGUAAGGAAGCAAAAGACUGGUGAAACUUCUAGAGCUCUGUCAUCUUCCAAACAGAGCAGCAGCAGCAGAGACGGUAACAUGUUUCAAGUUGGGAAAACGAGAUAUGUCAGUGUUCGGGAUUUUAAAGGGAAAGUUCUGAUUGAUCUCAGAGAAUAUUGGAUGGAUCCAGAAGGUGAAAUGAAACCAGGAAGAAAAGGUAUUUUUUUAAACCUGGAGCAAUGGAGCCAGCUAAAGGAACACAUUUCUGACACUGAUGAUGCAGUAAGAAAACUAUAA
Messenger RNA from Tupaia belangeri chinensis (Chinese tree shrew), 384 nucleotides. RefSeq names its product activated RNA polymerase II transcriptional coactivator p15-like. The transcript has 2 exons. NCBI's taxonomy places the organism in Eukaryota, Metazoa, Chordata, Mammalia, Scandentia, Tupaiidae. Gene Ontology annotation, molecular function: transcription coactivator activity; DNA binding. The record is from RefSeq and is a predicted model, not a curated record. Gene Ontology annotation, biological process: positive regulation of transcription initiation by RNA polymerase II. The coding region runs from base 1 to 384 and encodes 127 amino acids.